AUGCAGAGUCCGUAUCUUUCCAAUCCAAUCUUGCUCCGUGAUGUGUUUGAUUACAUCUACAUGAUCAACAAUCAGGAGGAGGAGGAGUCUUUCCGGAUGGAUCAAUUCGACUGGGUCUUGCCGUCGUGUCAACACCAAGCCGGAUUUCGCCCGAAAGAAAUCUCAAACUUUCAUGGACUUCAAUCGAUCUAUCAUCUACCAACUUCCAAUUUAAAACGCAAAAGAAUGAGCGAAUCUGGCGGCACCGAUGGAUCAGAGCCUGAAAUGAAUGGUUCUAGCUCAGGUGACGAUCAUUCCUCUACUUUGGACCAUGCACUCUUGGAGAGUCUCUUCUACAACGAAAUGAUGAUGCUUAGUGCCAGUUCACCUUCAUCAUCAAAUAUGAUGGCCCAGCAGCUCCACGAGGCAACUUCGGUCACUUCAUCAAGAGAAUCGACUAUGUCACCUUUGGCUGAUGCAACCACACUUGCUGAGCAACAAAUGUUGCAAGACUUCGGUGUGACAGCAUCGCCAGUAAUGCUUCAGUCACCACCACGGGGAAAAGCACCGGUCUUCACAACUCCAGCGGCAGCCGCUGCCGUUCAUGGAGUACCCGUUGAUUUACAAGCCCCAGUUUCUGAUCAAGUAUCGUCGUCCCUACGACCACCAUACUUGUCACACAAUGCAGCAUCACAUUUGGAGCCUUUGCACCCUUCUGCGCCUUCAUCAGCAACCCAACCUUUGCAACCCAAACCAUCUCAUGCAUUUCUUCCGACAUCAGCUUUGUCUUCCGACCCACCUGUAUCAGAGGAACGUGCGAAGCAGCUUGUAGAUCAAUUCGCAACAUUGGCAUCUCGCUUGGGAAUAGAGCUUCCAAACCAGAUUUUGCAGCAAUUGACUACAGCAGCUGUGGAAAACGGCUCUUCAGUCUCGGCAUCAAUGAGCAACUUAUCAGAUCAAAUCGUUGGGGCACAAGCAGCUGUAGCAGAAGCUGAAAACGAAAACCCUGGAACGCCAAGAGCUGAUACAAUUGAUAGUCUUCGUUUGACAGCGGAGGAAGCAAUUACAACAGUGACCAAAAAGCGUUCUCCUGGAGGAGAAUCCCCAACUAAUUCUUCUGCCAAUGCAAACGGCAACAAGCCGCUUUAUAGCAAAAGGCGCAAGAAACCGCGGUUGUCAGAUUGUGAAUCCAAGUUGGCUCAAUUGAAGGCUGAAAACGAAAUGUUAAAACGUCAUUUGCAAAAUGUUUCCAACAAAGCACAUCAGAUCGAGCAUGGCAAAGAAGAAUCUGCUACCCGUGUGAAACAACUUCUCGACAGCAAUGCGGAGGCCGAUGAAAUGGAAAGCGUUGUGAAGGAUAUGACUGAUACGUACUCUGAUUAUGGGUCUAAUCGACAGCAGGAGCUGAGCUUUCAUCUCGAGCAGCUGUCAAGACUUGUUGUUCCUACAAAUUUUACAAAACUUGGGCUGUGGACUCUGGGACACAGUAGUUCGAAUCCAAAGAAUCCAAUUGCUGGGAUUCUACAGAAAGAGCUCGACAUCAACCCACAGCAGGCAAGGAGGAUUUUCGAGCAGAGCGAAAGAAUCAAGGCCCUUUGUGAUAACCUGAAAGAAAGUCUUGCGUUGCUAGCAAAGUUGAAGUCAAUCUGUGAACAGAAAACUCAAAUGUUCCGUGAUCGAAUGGCGAAAUGCAAAGAAAUUUUGAAUACAAAGCAGACUGUGAAGCUGAUCAUUUGGAUCAACGAGCAUUACCAGUUACUUGAGACUGUUUGUCCGGGAUGGGGAACUGAACAUAUUCAUUAG
Messenger RNA from Cylindrotheca closterium, 1782 nucleotides. The record is from the annotation of a GenBank genome assembly. NCBI's taxonomy places the organism in Eukaryota, Bacillariophyta, Bacillariophyceae, Bacillariales, Bacillariaceae.